GUAAAUAGGUUGUGAAAGAAUAAGAAAGAAUGGAAAAAAUAUUCAUAACUUUGUUGAAACAACAACAUGACUAAAGGAAAACUAGAAUAAAAAGAGAUUCUCGUUAUCAUGCGUGUGUUGUGCGCAGUCGGUGAUUCCCAAAGUACUAUGAACUUUCACACAGACAAAGACUGAUACGUCUAACAGUUUGUAUAAAUACGGUGCAGCUCAGGACAUUCGAUAUCAGUGACUUCUCAUUCGGAGGUCUGACCACCGGUUAAUCAGAAAAUCAUGAAGAACUUUAUCUUCGCCAUUCUGGCUAUUACCUUUGUGGUAGCCGCAUCUACCACCACAAUCCCAAAUACACGUAAAACUGAGCUCCGUCGUCGUCGGGAAGCUGGACCAGAACCAGAACCAAGUAAUCGACCACCCCGACCUAUAAGUCUCCCACCAAUUAAUCCUCGCCUUCCUCGUGAAGCUGAUCCAGAACCGGAGCCAGGCAACCGACCAGUGUACAUUCCACCACCACGUCCACCACAUCCGCGCCUUCGUCGUGAAGCUGAUCCAGAACCGGAACCAGGCAACCGACCAGUGUACAUUCCACCACCACGUCCACCACAUCCGCGCCUUCGUCGUGAAGCUGAUCCAGAACCGGAACCAGGCAACCGACCAGUGUACAUUCCACCACCACGUCCACCACAUCCGCGCCUUCGUCGUGAAGCUGAUCCAGAACCGGAACCAGGCAACCGACCAGUGUACAUUCCACCACCACGUCCACCACAUCCGCGCCUUCGUCGUGAAGCUGAUCCAGAACCGGAACCAGGCAACCGACCAGUGUACAUUCCACCACCACGUCCACCACAUCCGCGCCUUCGUCGUGAAGCUGAUCCAGAACCGGAACCAGGCAACCGACCAGUGUACAUUCCACCACCACGUCCACCACAUCCGCGCCUUCGUCGUGAAGCUGAUCCAGAACCGGAACCAGGCAACCGACCAGUGUACAUUCCACCACCACGUCCACCACAUCCGCGCCUUCGUCGCGAAGCUGAUCCAGAACCGGAACCAAAUAACUGACCAGUGCGAAUACAUCACCCAAACAUCAUAUCCGCCAGGCUGGAUAUUCAUUAAAUACUUGAAGAAGUAUUCAUUAUUUCCUUAAUAUACCCGAGGCGAAUUGAAAUAUUUUAACCUAAUACUCUGUAAGAUGUACUUAACUUCACAAUAAAAUUGGUUGUUAUUUUAAAAUA
This is a messenger RNA of Bombus impatiens (common eastern bumble bee), 1226 nucleotides long. Its product is annotated as apidaecins type 73. The record is from RefSeq and is a predicted model, not a curated record. The transcript has 12 exons. The coding region runs from base 271 to 1053 and encodes 260 amino acids. Lineage: Eukaryota; Metazoa; Arthropoda; Insecta; Hymenoptera; Apidae.